AUGUCCUCGUCCUCCAUAGAGAAACGUAAGAAACCUCCCGCAUGCGACGCAUGCAAGGCUCGACGUGUAUUAUGCCAUCCUCAGCCCAAUGGCGCACCGUGUCCAAGAUGUGUCGAAAAGAACGUAAUCUGUACAACAACUGCCAUUCCUCGUGGGCGGCCUAGGAAAACCCACGCUGCAUCGCAGAGUUCGCCAGGAAUUCUAGUUCCAGAAUCCAGUCCUGCUUUCCGUGGCUCAGUCGACCGCCCAGAACUGACACCAGACUUCGUUUCUCAUUGUUUUGACGCUCUUAAAUACCUCCCACAAAUCAACCACCCUCUGAUUGCAGCAACCAGCAUAAAGAACGACAUCCGUGCCGUCUGUUACCAGUUGCAUCUGCUACCACUGCAUUCACGGGUGCUUGCCCUUUGUUUGAUGUGUGUGUCGUCUUUGGCCUCGUUCCAUCCUCUCGUGCUUGGUGAUGGUCCACGGCCUACAUCUUUCAAUGACCACGAAUUCUUCGCUUCUGCGCCAUGUGAUGUACUGCUAUCUUGCGGUAUUAGGCGGCAGCUAAUAUACCGAGCUCUCCGCGAUGAAGCUUUGAAGUUGGCAUGGGAGGCCGGAACCCUCCUGCAGCCUUCAGCGGAGAAUGCAGCAUCUUGUUACCUGCUGGACGUUAUAGAACAAAUUGAUUUUGUUGGUCCAUCACGACCCUGGGCAAGCGCUUACUUAGCGCAUAUUCGUGCCCUGGCCCCACAUUGGCAUGUAGUUGGAUUCAAUGGAGAGGACGCAACGCAAUGGGCGGGGUAUCUGGAAUGCAACCUUUGGUCAUACUUUAACUUGGUUGCUGCUAACAAAAAUUUGCAGAUGACUGAGACAAUCGUAUCCGCCACAAAUAGGACACCGCUCUUGCUAACCCCACACGACCAAAUGCUUCUCACCGGACCCGUACCGCCACCAUUGGAUGCUUUUCUAACCUCCCUCGAGAAAACCUCCAAAAGUACCAACUCCUCUGUAUUGUGGACGUCAGUUCGCCCCUUCCUUUACCAUGUCACAAACCUUUCGAGGCAACUUUCUGAAACUAUCGCUGGCGAUUAUCCUCGACUCGAACCUUUGGCUGAAGGAGCGGUGCUUAAAUUCCUUACUGCUCUUACCAUGCUUCAAUCUGCACUCGCUCUUCUGACGGAACGGAUUGACGCUGUUCUAGACAAUGAUGUUCAGGUUGUGCUCUCUUCAGAGGGUAUGACGCCAGAUAUGAAUUUGCGGACCACAGCUUAUGUGAUUGCAUUUGGUUUCGCUGCUAUUGCCCUGGCCUUCUAUCGGGAGCUGGAGUACCGGGAUACUUUGGACACCCAGGCUCAGAUCCUCGACGGGAGAGGUACACGUGAACGAAUCCGGUUAUUACGCGCUCAAACGCGAGAGCUGUGUUUAGAAGGUGCAAAAGAGUUCGCCAAGGGGUUCAAACGACUACCGAGAAUACACUAUAGUCCCACACCGUUACAAGGGCGAGUUAUCGCUUCUUGGGCUGAAUUCUGUGCCACAGAGGCUGGAGAAAUGCGAAUGUCACCAGAAACACAAAGUGUCCUGCAGGUGUUCUCGGAGGAGCUCAAGCUAUCUGCAUAUUCAUUCAGUGGGCAACAAGUCGCUGGCUUGAUCAGCCGAGUCGAUGUAAAACUGGGCCAUCUUCUCCUAACUGGUGGAAGCAACAGCGCACAUCCGUCGACAUCUACUUUCUCUAGCUCUCUGUUUACUGGCGACGCUGCCACUGCUGUACCCCAAGUCGGAGCGUUUGUUGAUCUAAAUUUAGAGCUCGGAACGCGGGCCUUUAGUACAAUGGAGUCACAGUGGUUAAAUGAAACCACAUGCCAAGGAGUUAGUUUCGAGACACUUAGAGACGGUCUCCUUCACACCAUGACACGCAUGCUUGUUUUUGGGAAGGGAUUGGCAGAUAUUACCAUCGGCUUGAUUCUGUUCGUCAAACCCUCUAUGCUCUACGAAUCAGUGGCGACCAAGACACUCGCUACCGUCACUGGAUUGCAUUUGAGCGAUGCGUCUAUAGCACCGGGGUUCAAUCAUUCAAUCGCAUGUCUUGUUACCUCAGUUGGUCUUGGGACUGUGGCAGCUUCAAGAGCUGGACCUGCUGCCACUCCACCGAUUUUUGCCAUGACUUGCGCUUGGUCUUUUUUGUCUCUGUGCACUUGCCUGGUGACACCCGGAGUCUUGGGCCCUGAGUAG
Molecule: messenger RNA, 2214 nt
Organism: Mycena indigotica
Lineage: Eukaryota; Fungi; Basidiomycota; Agaricomycetes; Agaricales; Mycenaceae
Product: Zn(2)-C6 fungal-type domain-containing protein
Exons: 14
Coding region: 1-2214 (737 amino acids)
Biological process (GO): regulation of DNA-templated transcription
Molecular function (GO): zinc ion binding; DNA-binding transcription factor activity, RNA polymerase II-specific
Source: RefSeq, a predicted model, not a curated record